AUGAGGGUUUCUACACUUAUUGCCGCAGCCGCUGGUUGUGCGCAAGCAUUCGUUUUACCGCAGACUUUUUUGGACGCUUUCCAGCUGUCUUCAGGCGUCGAUGAACAAUCGUUUUUCUGGCCCCAUAAGCCGUAUUUCCUCAAGCAUGAAGUGGAUCCUGAGAGUUUCCCCGAUGACAUUGAGCUUGCGGAACUCAAUUCCACUGCUUGGGACCUGUACCAAAUCGCAGGUACGUCCAACCGUACUUACGGCCACCCAACUCGUGUCAUCGGCUCUGAAGGUCACUGGAACACUUUGAACUACAUUCUGCGCCAGUUCGAUGAAAUGAGAGACUACUACGAAAUCUCCACCCAAAGCUUCAAAGCCUUAAAUGGUAAGGUUUACCACUAUGACUUGAACUACACCAAUGGUGCCAAAGUUCCUACCGCUCAAGCGUUUAGUUUGUCCCCUCCAGCCGCACCCUUUGUUGGCAAGUUGGUUGAGAUUCCAAACCUGGGUUGUACCGACGCGGACUUCGAAGCUUUAACAAUAACUGAGGACUCUAUUGCCUUAAUUGAAAGAGGUGAAUGCCCUUUUGGUAAGAAAAGUUCUUUGGCUGGCAAACACGGCUUCAAAGCGGUAGUGAUUUACGACAACGACCCUACAUCUGAGAAGGGAGUUAGUGGUACUUUAGAAAAGCCUACCAACCAUACGGUCUCCACGGUCGGUGUUUCUUUUGCUGUGGGUCAAGAACUGAUUUUGGGAAUCACCUUAGAUCCCCACUUUUCACUGUUUUACUACAUGGACUCAUACGUGAAUGAAAUCGAGACUAAGAACAUUAUUGCCGACACCAAACACGGUGAUCCCGAAAAUAUCGUCGCUUUGGGUGCUCACACUGAUUCCGUUGCAGCCGGGCCUGGUAUUAACGACGACGGCUCAGGAACCAUCUCCUUGCUUGCUGUCGCUAAGCAUUUAUCUAAUUACAAAAUCAACAACAAAGUUCGUUUUGCGUUCUGGGCAGCAGAAGAAGAGGGUCUGGUUGGAUCUAACUAUUACGCUGAACACUUGACACCGGAAGAGAACUUGAAGAUGAGAUUGUUUAUGGACUAUGAUAUGAUGGCGUCUCCAAACUACCAGUAUCAAAUUUACGACGCUAACAAUAUUGAUAACCCAAGAGGUUCUGAGGAAUUAAGGGACUUGUACAUUGACUACUACACCGAACAUGGUUUGAACUAUACAUUGAUUCCAUUUGAUGGUAGAUCCGAUUAUGUCGGGUUCAUUGAGCACGGCAUUCCCGGGGGUGGUAUUGCCGCGGGCGCCGAAGGCAAGAAUACUGACAAUGGUAAGGUCUUGGACAGAUGUUACCAUGAGCUUUGCGAUGAUGUUAACAACCUAAACUGGGAAGCGUUUUUGACGAAUACUCAGCUUAUUGCGUACUCCGUUGCUCGCUAUGCUGACUCCUUGAAGGGUUUCCCAGAAAGAGAGAUCAAUGCGACAGUCACAGCUUCCAGCGCUGACAUUCAAUAUAAGUACCCUUACAAGGGUGGUGCCAACCUUUUAUUGUAG
Lachancea nothofagi CBS 11611 is the source of this 1545-nucleotide messenger RNA. The record is from the annotation of a GenBank genome assembly. Lineage: Eukaryota; Fungi; Ascomycota; Saccharomycetes; Saccharomycetales; Saccharomycetaceae.